Molecule: messenger RNA, 2852 nt
Organism: Nomascus leucogenys (northern white-cheeked gibbon)
Lineage: Eukaryota; Metazoa; Chordata; Mammalia; Primates; Hylobatidae
Gene: TRABD
Product: TraB domain containing
Exons: 10
Coding region: 386-1780 (464 amino acids)
Source: RefSeq, a predicted model, not a curated record
CCGAAUGGGACUUGGCCCUUCCUCAAGGUCCACCCCUUGAGGACAAAGCCAGCUGGGGACCAAGAUGGUCCCUCCCAGCACAAAUGGCUUCACACAGUUUGUUUCUGUUCCUGAGGGCCCCCACCCUCCCUAGGGCUCCUUCUCACUCCCCGCAGGGCACCUCAAGAAACCCUCCUCUGGCUGCUCCAUGAACAGGGCAUCCACAUGGCCAGCCCCCCAGGGUCGGGGCCUCAAAAGCUCUGGCACCCCAGGGUGCACGUCCUCCACCUCUACCUGACCCUCUUCCCAAGGCAACCCCGCCUGCCCCCCACGGCGGAAGGGACAGAGCCUGCCUGGAGAAAAGCAGGCUUGGGAGCAGAACUUCGGAAGACAAGCCCAGCCUGAGAUGUGGGUGGUGGCCCAGGGCCUGCGGCUGAGGUCCUGCCUCAGUUUCCCCAGCACGCUCCCCGAGGACUCAAUCUCCCCCUUUUCUGGUUCUUGCCCCUCACAGCCUAGUGCAGCCCUGCAGGGGACCCCAGCCGGAUCGGAGGGCAGUUCUGCUUCUCCACUGUCUGCUGCCCACCGGGGGCUGGGAUCUCGGACACCCUCCCCUCUCCGACUGGCCACCUUGCCCAGGCUCCCCACCGGUGCAGGAAGCCACCGCCCAGCCAUGGACGGGGAGGAGCAGCAGCCACCUCAUGAGGCCGACGUGGAACCUGUUGUGCCGUCGGAGGCUUCAGAGCCAGUGCCCAGGGUGCUUUCUGGAGACCCCCAGAACCUGUCCGACGUGGACGCCUUCAACCUGCUCCUGGAGAUGAAGCUGAAGCGGCGGCGUCAGCGGCCCAACCUGCCGCGCACUGUGACCCAGUUGGUGGCUGAGGACGGGAGCAGGGUGUAUGUGGUGGGGACAGCCCACUUCAGCGACGACAGCAAGAGGGACGUUGUGAAGACCAUCCGGGAGGUGCAGCCUGACGUGGUGGUCGUGGAGCUCUGCCAGUACCGUGUGUCCAUGCUGAAGAUGGACGAGAGCACGCUGCUGCGGGAGGCCCAGGAGCUCAGCCUGGAGAAGCUGCAGCAGGCCGUGAGGCAGAAUGGGCUCAUGUCGGGGCUGAUGCAGAUGCUGCUGCUGAAGGUGUCUGCACACAUCACUGAGCAGCUGGGCAUGGCCCCAGGCGGCGAGUUCAGGGAGGCCUUCAAGGAGGCCAGCAAGGUGCCUUUCUGCAAGUUCCACCUGGGUGACCGGCCCAUCCCCGUCACCUUCAAGAGGGCCAUCGCUGCGCUCUCCUUCUGGCAGAAGGUCAGGCUGGCUUGGGGCCUGUGCUUCCUGUCAGACCCCAUCAGCAAGGAUGACGUGGAACGCUGCAAGCAGAAGGACCUCCUGGAGCAGAUGAUGGCAGAGAUGAUUGGCGAGUUCCCGGACCUGCACCGCACCAUUGUCUCGGAGCGGGACGUCUACCUGACCUACAUGCUGCGCCAGGCCGCCCGGCGUCUCGAGCUGCCUCGGGCCUCUGACGCCGAGCCCAGGAAGUGCAUCCCCUCCGUGGUCGUGGGCGUCGUGGGCAUGGGCCACGUGCCUGGCAUCGAGAAGAACUGGAGCACCGACCUCAACAUCCAGGAGAUCAUGACCGUGCCCCCGCCGUCCGUCUCCGGCAGAGUGUCUCGGUUGGCCGUGAAGGCCGCCUUCUUCGGCCUGCUGGGCUACAGCCUGUACUGGAUGGGCCGCCGCACCGCGAGCCUGGUCCUGUCGCUGCCCGCCGCGCAAUACUGCCUGCAGAGGGUGACCGAGGCCCGGCACAAGUAGGAGACUGCUCCCCGCCCGCUCGGGCCCCUGAGGAGCUGGUGCCCCUGCGGCACUUCUGGGUGCCAGGUGCAUCCUAGCCCGCCGGAGGCCCCUGCCACCCCCCAUGGGGGUCUGGGCCCGGCCUCGCCUGCCCUCCUGGGCCAGUCACCCCUCCCCCAGCCCACCCAAAUAAAGGAUUAUUUAACUGUCUGAGCUCAGGCCUCCCGGCAGCCCCUCCCCUCCCACACUGCAGGGGCCGUUCACCGGCUUCUGGACAAGAUGCCCGGCUCCGAGGGGGCAGGGGCUUGUAGGAGGGGCUGAGGCGUGCGCUGCCCUCUCAGCCCUGGUGGCGGGCGGGGGACAAUGGCCACUGUCCCUACCUCACUGUGCCUUCCUGUGCUCCAGCCACGGGAGCGUCGGCCCAGGGGCGGCUCCUUGGGGCUCCAGGGCAGGCGAGACUGGGAAAGGCCCAGCCCUCGAGCUCCAGCCGACCCCAUCGUGCCCCUGGCAUCCUGGCGCCGGCCGCCACCUCCCCGGCACCGUCUGCCUGCAGGGAUUCUGUGUUUUUGGCUUUUUUAAUGUCUCAAAAUCUUUUACUCAGGUAAUUUUAAUUUCAAAGAGAAAAACUGAAGUAAAUGUCAAAAAACACCAGCCUUAAAUCCAGAGGGACAGACUUCGUGUUCUUGGGUCUGUCCCGAGUGGGCUUUCAGCCAAACAUCAGCUCUGGGUCCAAGCGCGGCCUCAGCUGGGAGCCUGUGUCCUGAGCCCCCGGAGCGAAGGGGUGCCUGGGGCGUCUUGGCCCUCUGUGGGCAGACAAUGUGUGCAUCUAUGUGGAAGGCCAAGGACAUGGGCUGUGGCCAGGCCUGCCCCACUUAGGCCCCCUACCCGGCAGCCGUCUGUGUGUGGGGCCUCCCUCCUGGCUGUCCAGGACACGGCCUGUGCAGCCCCAGCCUGGACCCAGGCCAUCUCUGGUUGUGUCUGUGCCGACUCAGUGUUGAAUCAAAUCAGGUGUGCGUCAGGAGCUGGCCGUGUCCUUCCUGCCACACUCGGGGAUUCAUUCCUUAGAAACUGAAAUAAAUUCUAAUUUUGGAAA